Vitis vinifera (wine grape) is the source of this 979-nucleotide messenger RNA. RefSeq lists its product as uncharacterized. Gene Ontology annotation, biological process: protein N-linked glycosylation. The coding region runs from base 134 to 979 and encodes 281 amino acids. Lineage: Eukaryota; Viridiplantae; Streptophyta; Magnoliopsida; Vitales; Vitaceae. The transcript has 4 exons. Gene Ontology annotation, molecular function: alpha-(1->6)-fucosyltransferase activity. The record is from RefSeq and is a predicted model, not a curated record.
AUUCUAUUAUUAAUUUGGAUAAUGGGAUAUCAUUCUUACCAAUUAUUAACUUUUACAAAUUUAAUGCUUGAGAAUGUUCUUUUUUGUUUUAUAAGCCUUUUUGUCAUACAUUUUCCUGCAUUGAAUUGUAGAUAUGGUUACAAGUGAAGACUGCGACUAUAAAGCAAAGGAAACAGAGGGAAGGAUGAGUUCACAAAAAAUUGAUGAGAGGAGUACUGAUGAAAAAGCGGCCUUGCUGUAUUCUGUUUGGAGUGCUUUACUAAAUGAAUCUAUAGUUCAGGAUAGUGAGUUCUUUCAAAGGUUCGGACUCAGCAAAUCCAGUGUGCCAAAGGCCCCUCAUUUUGAGAAUUGCAAGUUGAACACACAAGUAAAUAAACGUCUUGAUGCCCGUGGUAAGAAUGGGAGAUUCCCUCCUUGGACAAUUUGGAAGGGAUUUUUAGACAUCUAUCCACCAUCUGAAACUGAAGAACAAAUGAGAUAUUUGAGACGACAAGCUAUGUCCAAAGGCUCUUAUCCUCCCUGGAUUACAGGAUCAGAUGAAGACAAAUACCCAUUCACAAGGAAAGUGCAAAGGGACAUAUGGAGCCAUCAGCAUCCAUUGAAUUGCCGAGAUCCUAAUGUAAGAUUCCUUGUUGCUAACUGGGAGAGACUGCCUGGAUUCGGUAUGGGAGCCCAGAUUGCUGGAAUGUGUGGGCUUCUUGCCAUUGCAAUUAGUGAAAAAAGGGUCCUUGUUACAAACUAUUAUAAUCGUGCUGAUCAUGAUGGUUGUAAAGGUUUCGUGGGGCCUGAAUUCAUUAAGAUCAAAUCAAAUGGUGAGCAGGGUAAAGCCCAAAUAAUAAUGACGGGCGGUGCCCCAUCACAGACAACUUGUUUCCUUUUUGAUCUUUUCAAGCACAUUUACUGCCUCCGAGGUUCAAUUGGCUUUGGAUGCGACUUGGUGACCUGUGUUGAUUUCCAGUUGUUGUACUCUUCUGACUAA